Messenger RNA from Lactuca saligna, 1774 nucleotides. Lineage: Eukaryota; Viridiplantae; Streptophyta; Magnoliopsida; Asterales; Asteraceae. The record is from the annotation of a GenBank genome assembly.
AUGACAGAGGAUGAAAGGUGGCGAAAGAUGAAAGCUUACACCGUAAGGCGGGACAGGUGGUUAAGUUUUGUAGCUUUGAUAUGUUGUACAUCAAGCUUAAGAUAUUGGUUUACUUCAUUGGUUUGCUGGAAUGCUGUUAUCGUUAACUCUAUUAACGAGAUGAACCAUGUCGACAAUAUUGGAGUGAUGAAAAAGAUGACUAGUGGAACAGAUUUUGCGAAGGAUAUAGAGAACAAUAUAAAAAGAUGUCUUGAAUUGGAAGAAAAGAGCAAAAUGGAUGAAAUCAAGUGUAUGAUGUUGGAACUGGAGGUUGAAGAUUUAAAGGAAAGGAACAAGGAACUUGAAGAGCAAAUCGCAAGGAUUCAGAAGGUCAAGAACAAUGAUGAAAAGGGGAAAGUUACUAUCGUUGAUCUUACAGGUGAUGAAAACGAGAAUGUCGGGUUGAUGAUUGAAAACAAAGUUUUGGAAUGUGAGAAAACGAAAGCAGAAAGUGAACUUUCUUUUUGGAAAGAGAAGGCUAAACAAUUGAUGUCACAAGUUCGUGAAUUGGAGUCAAAGCUGAAUGAAGAUGGAAUUCUUCAUUUGAAAAAAGAUGAUUCGAUCUCAACUCCCAAAUCUGCCAAUGAAACAUUAGAGACAGGGGCAAAACUGGAAUAUUGUAGCAAAGUUAGAAAGCGUUUACAAUUUGAGGAAAACGGAUGCUCCAACAAGAAAUUUGCUCCAUCUACACCAGGUUUUGCUCCACCCUUUUCUGGUGUUAUCGAUAUUAGUGAUGAAGAUGUAAGUGAUAAUCAAAUCCCAGAAGUUAAAAAGCUUUCUGAUUCAACCCCUGAUUGCACUAAUCUUGAACAUAUUGAUGAAAUUGAAGAUGAUAUGUUUGGAUUUACAAGUGGUAAAAGGAAAAGAUAUUCCAAUAUAGUUGCAAGUGAUAAUGAAACCAGUGAUGAUGAUGAUGCUCCAAUUUGCACACUCAUAAAGAAAGAUUAUAAAGAUGAAGAUAAAGAUGAUAGAACUAGGGUGCCUUUAAGAAGACUUAGAAAGUUAGAUGACAUGAAUAAAAGUGGGAAUAGUUUAAGUGAGGAUGAAGAAGAUGAUGAUAGUUUGGGUGGAUUUAUUGUUGAGAGUUCUGAAUCUGAAUCUGGAAGUGGUGAUAGUGAUACUGAUGGAUGUGAUGAAUCUGAAGAUGGAUUAAAUGGAUAUAAAUUAACUUUAGAUAAAAUUAGGAGAAAAAAGGAUUUGAAUAUGAAAUGGGAAUUAGAGGGAGAUAUGUUAGCUGAUUUUGGGAAGAAUCCUGAAUUGUGUAUGAAGGCUGUGUGUGUUCUUUAUAAACAACAAACAAAAGAUGAGAAAGAAUGUAAAGCAACAAUAUAUCACAAUGAACGAGGGUUUAGUCAUCCUGAUGCAAAGAGGGCUAGUAAGGUGGCUGAAUUUUUGACUGAAAAAGACCCAAAUUGUGAUUUGAAGAAAACAGUUGAAGAACUGAAAAGAUAUGACACAAACGGGAUUAAGUAUUGCAGGAAACUCGCGAUUAAAUAUUCAAAGCAGUUGUUUGAGAUUUACAAGAACAAAGAAGAUCCGAAUUUCAUGCCUUAAUGACAAAAUAUGUGAAUCUGUUUUAGUUUUACUUGUGUAUGUGGUUAAUAUUAGUGUAUCUAGUAAGUAAAUAUUUUGAUAGAUUAUGUCGUUUUAUUUCUAUUAAUGACAUCAUUGUGUUUUUUUAGUUUAUUGCUUUAUUAGGAUGUUAUACUUUUAGAAAUGAAAUCUAUUGUAGUAA